Molecule: messenger RNA, 783 nt
Organism: Coniosporium apollinis CBS 100218
Lineage: Eukaryota; Fungi; Ascomycota; Dothideomycetes
Exons: 1
Coding region: 1-783 (260 amino acids)
Molecular function (GO): oxidoreductase activity, acting on the CH-OH group of donors, NAD or NADP as acceptor
Source: RefSeq, a predicted model, not a curated record
AUGCCUAUGAGCAGGUUCACUGAUACCGUCUCCGUCGUCACGGGCGGUGUUUCCGGCAUCGGCGCCGCAAUCACUCGCCGCCUCGUGGCGGAGGGCGGCCGCGUAGUCGUUGCCGACAUCAACAAGGAGGCCAUCGCCUCCACCGCCGAGACCUUCGGCGAGAACGUCGUCGGUCGUUACGCCGACAUGACAGACGAAGCGUCAGUCGCCGCGGUCGUCGCCGAGGCCGUAGAUCGCUUCGGCCAGCUUGAUGCAUUCUUCAACGUUGCCGGCGGUGCGCGUCCCGGCCGUCUCGUCGACAUGUCACUCGACCACUGGCGCUUCAAUAUCGCGCUCAAUCUGGACAGCGCGUUCCUCGGCACGAAGUACGCUGCGGCCCGCUUCCUCGAGCAGGGCGGUGGAGGCGUGAUCAUCAACGUCGCCUCGCUCAACUCGCUCAUGCCGAUGCACCAGGGCGCCGGCUACUCGACCGCGAAGGCCGGCGUCGUCAUGCUCACGAAGCAGGCAGCCCUUGAGCUCGGCGGGCAUGGAAUCCGAGUCAACGCCGUCUCGCCGGGCCUCGUCGCGACACCCCUCACGAAGCAGCUGACAGAUGUGCCCGCUAUCGAAGCCGCCUACCUUGAGCGCAUCCCGGCCGGCCGACUGGCUGCCCCGGAGGAGAUUGCCGCGGCAUGCCUCUUCCUCGCCUCUUCGGACGCUUCCUACGUGAACGGCGAGAAUCUCGUCGUCGAUGGCGCCUGGGCAACGACCGGCUACCCCGAUCUGCGCCCAUUCUUGGGUUAA